Molecule: messenger RNA, 1320 nt
Organism: Peniophora sp. CBMAI 1063
Lineage: Eukaryota; Fungi; Basidiomycota; Agaricomycetes; Russulales; Peniophoraceae
Source: the annotation of a GenBank genome assembly
AUGAUUGACGGAAGAGAUGAUGUGAUGGCCAUACCAUUCGAUGAUCUCCAUGCUUUAUACCCGCCCAGCCUCCGCAGCCUUCACAUACACCUCGAGCACCACGGUCAGAGCGCGAUCUGGAUGCCGGACAUGCCCAAUGCUUUGAAUCCCAACUGCCCUAACCUUCGCAACGCGUACUUUCACAACUUCAACAUCUCACUGCAACAUCCGCUGCUCAUCCCGCAACUCACACACCUCACACUCGCAAUCGAUCCUGACGCCAUUGAGACGUGGAACCCUCCAAAGUUCCGGGAUCUAACCGAUAUUCUGUCUAGACUCUCCGUCCUUGAGUCUUUCACUUUCCAAGGCGAACUGCAGCGGUUGCAUCACGAGGACAACGACAUUCCCACGGACACAGAUGGGAAGAGAAUCGACUGCCCACACCUCCGCGACCUGCUGAUCGACGUAUAUGAUCCUUUUCACGUUCUUCUCCUCAUGAGCCGGCUCGUACUUGCUCCGACAGCUCGUAUGUCCUUCGUCAGUCGGGCUGGUGUGCCUCUCUCGCCGGACCACCCAAUGCUAUUGCGAGGCUUUAGAAGCCGCAUGCUCUCGCAAGAGGACUCUCCCUUAGCUGGAAUGAAGACAGUUCAAUGGCUCACGUACGCGCCCCACUGGGCAGACGAGCGCGAUCGGCUGCACAUCGGUCCAGUCCCUCUAUGGAAUGCGAGGGCCAUCGUAUGUUCUGCUUGGCGGGCGGGCACGAGCGAGUACCUCAAAGGGGACCUGAAGGGACACUCUGAGCCCCCCCGGCCCGACUGGCAACUGGUCUUUGGCUUGACCGACCAGCAUCCUUAUGAGUUCUCGCCGGAGGGGCUUAUCCCAUUCGAGGCAUUUGCCGCCGCGGAGUGUAUCUCCUUUCGUCAGAGGGAGUUGCAAUUGCUGGCGCCAUCCGCUUCAGCCUUUGAGGCUCUAUUUGGCCACGCGCAGACGUUACAGUGCUUACGCGUCGAUCGAAAAGUUGGCACUAGGUUGUUGAAAGAAUGCGCCGGGAUCAUGGCUCGUGGCAGCCACACGAGACCCUUGGGAGGUGUGAAGGAACUAUUGGCCUUUGGCAUUAAUUGGGGUCAGGACUGGACAGGCAACGGCGAUGGCGGACCCGACAUAACACCAUACUACAUCAAGCUGAAGGAGUUGAUUGAAUCUGCACAGACGGCGCUUCAGGACAUUACUAUUGGGAAAGAAUGCGAGGAGCUUGUAUAUGAAGAAGUAGGCGACAAGAUCAGGGUCCAUACUGCACAGCUGAAAGGCCCGGAGCGCAACGAUUUCUUGUUCGCAUUCUAG